Artibeus jamaicensis (Jamaican fruit-eating bat) is the source of this 4101-nucleotide messenger RNA. It is a transcript of the gene IQSEC3, whose product is annotated as IQ motif and Sec7 domain ArfGEF 3. The transcript is spliced from 14 exons. The coding region runs from base 104 to 3697 and encodes 1197 amino acids. NCBI's taxonomy places the organism in Eukaryota, Metazoa, Chordata, Mammalia, Chiroptera, Phyllostomidae. Gene Ontology annotation, molecular function: protein binding; guanyl-nucleotide exchange factor activity. The record is from RefSeq and is a predicted model, not a curated record. Gene Ontology annotation, biological process: actin cytoskeleton organization; regulation of ARF protein signal transduction.
GAGAGGGAAGCGGUGCAUCGCAGGGGCUGCUCUGCUCCAGCGAGCCCUCGCGCUGCCUGCCGCCCGCCGAGGCUUGGGCAGGGCGUAGGCAGCCGCGGGAGGCAUGGAGAGCCUACUGGAGAAUCCGGUGCGUGCUGUACUCUACCUCAAGGAGCUCACAGCCAUCGUGCAGAACCAGCAGAGCCUCAUCCACACCCAGCGUCAGCGUAUCGACGAGCUGGAGCGGCGGCUGGACGAGCUAAGUGCGGAAAACCGCAGCCUGUGGGAGCACCAGCAGCUGCUGCAAGCCCAGCCUCCUCCUGGGCUCGUACCCUCGUCGCCAUCCCUGCUGCCAGCUAUCCCGGCCACCGCCGCCACCACCGCCUUGGUGGCCCAGGAACAGCCCCAGGACCACGGACAGCUCCUGUCCUCUUCCCCACAGACCACGCCUGGGCAGCACCACGGACAGUUCCAGGCUCAGCCUGCUCCGGGCCCUAGCAAUAGGGCGCACGCACCCCAGUCGCCCCACCAGCACCCGGUGGUGCCAGGGGCCGUCGCCAACAAGGAGAAGGAGAGUUCCCUGAGUUGUUGCGCUGCUGCUGGAACCGUCCUUCAGCACAAAUCCCCUGCUGCCCUCAGCAAGGGCUUACUGAGCAGGAGAACUGAGAAUGAGAUCGUGCUGCACCAGUUCUGCUGCCCAGCUGCUGAUGCCGAGCAGAAGCCCUCCUGUGCUGACCUGGCCUCCCACAGUGACGGCUCCUGCGCCCAGGCCAGUGGGGGCAUGGAGGACUCCGUGGUGGCAGCGGCAGCGGUGGCAGCCAGCAGACCCAGUGCCCAUGCCCUGAAGGCUCAAGCCCGGGAGCUGCAGGAGGAGGAGGAGCGGCCAGGGACAGGGGGUGCCUCCCCCAGCGCUGGCCCCCACCUCGAGGCCUCACCUGGCCAGCAGCAGCCUGCCCUGGUGACAGCGCUGUGCUCCCACGCCCCUGCUGCCUCUGAUUACGAACUCUCCCUUGACCUAAAGAAUAAACAGAUUGAAAUGCUAGAACACAAGUACGGGGGCCACCUGGUAUCCCGGCGCGCUGCUUGCACCAUCCAAACCGCCUUCCGCCAAUACCAGCUCAGCAAGAACUUCGAGAAGAUCCGCAACUCGCUCCUGGAGAGCCGCCUGCCACGUCGUAUCUCCCUGCGCAAGGUUCGAGCGCCUACCGCGGAGAGCCUGGCAGCCGAGAAGUCACUCAUGGAGGGCUACAGUCUCCUGGGGCUGCCGCUGGUGCGCUCGCCCUCCCUGCCGCCCACCUUCGUGGGCACGCUCACUGAGCUGGAGGACUCCUUCACCGAGCAGGUGCAGUCCCUGGCCAAGUCCAUCGAUGAUGCCCUCAGCACCUGGAGCCUCAAAACCAUGUGUUCCCUGCAGGAGAGUGGCUCUUACCAGAUACACCAGGCCUUGCACGCAAGCACUGGGCCACCUGGCCUGGAGGCGGAAGUGCAGGAGCCGGACAGUGCUGGCCCAGGUCUCAGGGAAGAGGCAGCUGGCCUGUCCCAGGGCCACAGCAGCACCCUGAUGAUGGCUUUCCGGGAUGUCACCGUGCAGAUCGCCAACCAGAAUAUCUCUGUCUCCUCCUCUACUGCUCUGUCAGUGGCCAACUGUCUGGGCGCCCAGACUUCGCAGGCCCCAAUAGAGUCCGUAGCCAGCCAAGCUGAGCUGGACCAGGCUGGUGGGCAGGAGACUUCAGUGGCCCCAGCUGCAGGCCAGGAAGAUGCACCAGCUGAGAUCAUGUGCACAGGGGAGGGAGCCGAUGAGGCCCUGCGCACCAUCUCACCUGGGGCCAAGGAUGUGGUGUUGGGGGAGACCGGGGCAGUGCAGGCAGAGAAGGAAGAAAAGGAGGAGGAGACAGGAAAGGAGGGAAAAGGGGCUGAGGCUGAGACUGAGGCCAGAGACAACUUGGAGAAGCUGAGCAGCAGCAGCACAUCCACCAAGUCCGCCAAGUCGGGCUCAGAAGUCUCGGCCUUGGCCUCCAAGGAGGCCCUGCAGGCCAUGAUCCUGAGCCUGCCGCGCUACCACUGCGAGAACCCCGCCAGCUGCAAGUCGCCCACACUCUCCACAGACACCCUGCGCAAACGCCUCUACCGCAUUGGCCUCAACCUCUUCAACAUAAACCCCGACAAAGGCAUCCAGUUCCUGAUCUCUCGUGGCUUCAUCCCUGACACCCCCAUCGGAGUGGCCCAUUUCCUGCUUCAGCGUAAAGGCCUCAGCCGGCAAAUGAUUGGAGAGUUCCUGGGCAACAGCAAGAAGCAGUUCAACCACGAUGUGCUGGACUGCGUGGUAGAUGAGAUGGACUUCUCCAGCACGGAGCUGGAUGAGGCCCUGCGCAAGUUCCAGGCUCACAUCCGUGUGCAGGGGGAAGCCCAGAAAGUGGAGCGGCUCAUAGAGGCCUUCAGCCAGCGCUACUGCAUGUGCAACCCCGAGGUGGUGCAGCAAUUCCACAACCCUGACACCAUCUUCAUCCUGGCCUUCGCCAUCAUCCUCCUCAACACUGACAUGUACAGCCCUAAUAUUAAGCCUGACAGGAAGAUGAUGCUAGAGGACUUCAUCCGAAACCUUCGAGGUGUGGAUGAUGGCGCUGACAUCCCCAGGGAGCUGGUGGUUGGCAUCUACGAAAGGAUACAGCAGAAGGAGCUCAAGUCCAAUGAGGACCAUGUCACAUAUGUCACCAAGGUGGAGAAGUCCAUCGUGGGCAUGAAGACAGUGCUGUCAGUGCCCCAUCGCCGCCUGGUCUGCUGCAGCCGGCUCUUUGAGGUGACAGAUGUGAACAAGCUGCAGAAGCAGGCUGCACAUCAGAGGGAGGUGUUCCUCUUCAAUGACUUGCUGGUGAUUCUCAAACUUUGCCCAAAGAAGAAGAGCUCCUCUACGUAUACUUUCUGCAAGUCAGUUGGCCUGCUGGGCAUGCAGUUCCACCUCUUUGAGAAUGAAUAUUACUCUCAUGGCAUCACCCUGGUGACCCCGCUCUUGGGUUCUGAGAAGAGGCAGGUGCUGCAUUUCUGUGCCCUGGGCUCGGACGAGAUGCAGAAGUUUGUGGAGGACCUGAAGGAGUCCAUUGCAGAGGUGACAGAGCUGGAGCAGAUCCGGAUAGAAUGGGAGCUGGAGAAGCAGCAGGGAGCAAAGACACUCUCCUUCAAGUCUGGAGGAGCCCUGGUGGACCCACAGUUGAAGCAGGGAUCGCCUACAGCCAAAAGGGAAGCUGCACUGGGUGAGAGGCCUUCGGAGAGCGCAGUGGAGGUGUCAAUUCACAACAGGCUUCAAACGUCCCAGCACAACUCCAGCCUGGGGGCCGAGAGAGGAGUUCCGGUGCCACUGCCAGACCUGCAGCCUAGCCCCCUGAGAGAGCAGCCCCCGCCGGCGCCGUUGCCACUGCUGCCACCCACGCCCCCAGGAACCCUGCUGCAGUGUCAGCAAAUUGUCAAGGUCAUUGUCCUGGACAAGCCCUGUUUGGCCCGCAUGGAGCCCCUGCUAAGCCAGGCUCUCUCCUGCUACACCUCUCCCUCUUCUGACUCCUGCGGCUCUACACCCCUGGGCUGCCUGGGCUCCCCAGUCAAGGUCAUCCACCAGCCCCCGCUGCCCCCACCCCCACCCCCCUACAACCACCCUCACCAGUACUGCCCACCAGGCUCCCUGCUGCACCCACGCCGCUACUCCAGUGGCUCCAGGAGCCUGGUGUAGACUGUCCCCAACACUGCUAUCCUAGGAGGGCUCCUGCCAGGAGCCCCUGCCACCCCAUUGCUGCACCCCAACCCUGGCACUCUGCAUUCCUGGACACCAUCCUUAUUGUUUUGGAAAGAGGACCCCAGUCCCUAGCACCUGAAGUUGCCUCACCCGAUCAGGCUUCCCUUACUCAGUUGAGCACGCUCUUCUUAAAUCUGGAGACACCACCAUACUCUCCUGGGCCCUGCACAGCCAGACACAGCCAGGCCUCUGCAUCCUCCUGCCACCACUUGCCACAUGGACCUUGGACCAGAGAGAAUAGGAACUGGGGGCCUACCCAACUUCUGGACCCUGCGUCUGUUGGGCACUGGGCCUCAGGCUGGGAGGGAGGUACAGGGGCUGGAGGCCAGUACCCAAGCACC